AUGGAUCCAAGGCUGUACCGAUAUGCAAUCUCCGGUGAUAUUCACUCCCUCAAGGAGCUUCUCGAUAGAGAUUCGAGCAUACUCCUGAGGUGCACUCCCCAAGGAAACACGGCCCUCCAUGUUGCUGCUAGAUCUGGAAAAAGGUCAAUGUUCGCGGAGAUCUAUAGUCGAUGCAAGUCCCUUCUCAUGCAGCCGAAUUCCGAAGGAGAUACUCCUCUGCAUGUAGCUUCAGGGGCUGGCCAUCUCUCUGUUGUGAAGUUUCUAGUCAUAGAGAUCACAUCUACCUCUCCUUCUCAGCUAGACAUUGAAAGCGGCUGCAACUGCAACUUCGAGAUGCUAAGAUGGGAAAAUAGAAGGAACGACACAGCCCUGCAUGAGGCGAUCAGGAAAGGUCACUCACAAGUCGCUAGGUUGUUAAUAAAAGCCGAUUCUCGCCUUCUACUUCACGAAAAUCGUGUGGGAGAAUCCCCAUUGUACCUGGCUGCUAGAGGGGGCAUGAAAGAGAUUGUAGAUUGGAUCUUGACAUCGUGCCCUUUAUCUGUUCACGGUGGAUCAGACGGCCAAACAGCUUUGCACGCUGCUGUGAGCGCGAGAUAUUCUGAUAUAGUGAAAACCCUCAUAAGAGCAAAGCCGGAGCUGAUCAAAGAAGUUGACCACCAUGGCAGGACGCCUCUCUACUAUGCCGCUUUUUCUGGAUACCACAAAUUGGUCCAGCAGCUGCUAGAGCUGGACAUCUCGACUGCAUAUGUUGUGGACACAGAUGGCUUUUCGCCGCUUCAUGCAGCAGCAAGUAAUGGCCAUGCCAAGGUCAUAAAAGAGAUUAUGCGGCUAUGCCCAGAUGCUGGAGAAUUGGUAGACCAAAGGGGCCAAAACGUUCUUCAUGUUGCAGUCCUAAGCGGGAGAGCAAACGUUGUCAGAUAUAUAUUGGACACUGUCGAGCUCGAGGGCCUAAUAAAUAUGUCUGAUCACAACGGCAAUACUCCUUUGCAUCUAAGUAUCAUGGAAAGGAGAAGUUGGAUUGCAGCUUACCUGUUGUGGGAUGUGAGAGUUGAUCGAACUGCUCGAAAUAUGAAAGGCGAAACCGCCUUCGACAUGGAUGAGCCAACGAUGGAAGCACGUGUAGUUCCUUCAAUUGCGAUGGUGAACCGGCGACAACUACGCCUCCCUCAACAUUGGGAUUUCCGAAGGGGAAUUCUCCCUGGUACAAAUGAGCAAAAAGCCGUUGUCUUGGAUUCAGAACAAUCUUACAAGCAAAAUUGUCAGACGUUAUUGAUGGUCGCGGCACUCAUCACGACCGUGACGUUUGCAGCAGCUUUCACAAUGCCUGGCGGCUAUAAUGCUAAUGCCGGCCCAGGCCAAGGAAUGGCCCUUCUCCGGUCAAGCGGACAUCUCAAGUGGUUCGUCAUCUCUGACACUGUCGCGAUGACCUGCUCUAUAAUGGCUGCUUCCCUCAUCCUAUGGGGCGCUGCUUUCGGCGAUAGACCUUACGUGCAUUGCUAUGUGAUCGCGGCUGUGUUGACAUGCAUUGCGCUGCAGUCGACUGCUAUAUCGUUCGUGACGGGUCUUGUGGCUGUUUUACCUGACCAAAGAUAUGUCCACACAAUGGCUUCCAUAGUUGCCUACACCUUCUAUGUUAACACUUGCUUGUUUCUCUUCAGACUGGCACAGAUUAUUUCCUACUCUGAGAUCUGCCUCUUCAUGGUUUCCCGCCUCAGAAGGCUCAAGUGCAUCAUCAAUUCCCAAAUACGUGUUCAACGUGAGACAUCGACUUCCAAGCACGUGUUCGCGAGUCAAUUGGGGGCAUUGACAUUGGGGGACUUCAGGCACCAACCGAGCUUCUCGAUAGAGAUCCGAGCAUAUGUUGUGGACACAGAUGGUUUUUCGUCGUUUCAUGCAGCAGCAAGUAAUGGCCAUGCCAAGGUCAUAAAAGAGAUUAUGCGGCAAUGCCCAGAUGCUGGAGAAUUGGUAGACCAAAGGGGCCAAAACGUUCUUCAUGUCGCAAUCCUAAGAGGGAGAGCAAACGUUGUCAGAUAUAUAUUGGACACUGUCGAGCUCGAGGGCCUAAUAAAUAUGCCUGAUCACAACGGCAAUACUCCUUUGCAUCUAAGUAUCAUGGAAAGGAGAAGUUGGAUUGCAGCUUACCUGUUGUGGGAUGUGAGAGUUGAUCGAACUGCUCGAAAUGUGAAAGGCGAAACCGCCUUCGACAUGGAUGAGCCAACGAUGGAAGCACGUGUAAUUCCUUCGGUUGCGAUGGUGAACCGGCGACAACUACGCCUCCCUCGACAUUGGGAUUUCCGAAGAGGAAUUCUCCCCGGUACAAAUGAGCAAAAAGCCGAUGUCUUGGAUUCGGGACAAACUUACAAGCAAAAUUGUCGGACGUUAUUGAUGGUCGCGGCACUCAUCACGACCGUGACGUUUGCAGCGGCUUUCACAAUGCCUGGCGGCUAUAAUGCUAACGCCGGCCCAGGCCAAGGAAUGGCCCUUCUCCGGUCAAGCGGACAUCUCAAGUGGUUCGUCAUCUCUGACACUGUCGCGAUGACCUGCUCUAUAAUGGUUGCUUCCCUCAUCCUAUGGGGCGCUGCUUUCGGCGAUAGACCUUACGUGCAUUGCUAUGUGAUCGCGGCUGUGCUGACAUGCAUCGCGCUGCAGUCGACUGCUAUAUCGUUCGUGACGGGUCUUGUGGCUGUUUUACCUGACCAAAGAUAUGUCCACACCAUGGCUUCCAUAGUUGCCUACGCCUUCUAUGUUAACACUUGCUUGUUUCUCUUCAGACUGGCACAGAUUAUUUCCUACUCUGAGAUCUGCCUCUUCAUGGUUUCCCGCCUCAGAAGGCUCAAGUGCAUCAUCAAUUCCCACAUAGUGAACAGAUGA
Messenger RNA from Rhodamnia argentea, 2871 nucleotides. RefSeq names its product protein ACCELERATED CELL DEATH 6. Gene Ontology annotation, molecular function: protein phosphatase regulator activity; protein phosphatase 1 binding. Bases 1 to 2871 code for a protein of 956 amino acids. NCBI's taxonomy places the organism in Eukaryota, Viridiplantae, Streptophyta, Magnoliopsida, Myrtales, Myrtaceae. Gene Ontology annotation, cellular component: plasma membrane. The transcript is spliced from 6 exons. The record is from RefSeq and is a predicted model, not a curated record.